UAUUAUUGAUGACUUGAUACCUACCAUUGGAUAAUUAAAUAUGGCAUUAGGCUUUUAGCUAUCUAGCCAUAACUUAAUUCGAUAAUGCUUUUCUAAAUUAUUCGAAACUGCUCGGCACUAGAUCCCUGAAUCAAGCAUUGGCCUCCACACCAAAAUUGUUAUUUUCCAGUUAGACUUUUACUAGUAGAUGACCUAAUAAAAGUCCUCUACUUCAUAACUCUAUUAUUAAAAGUGAUUAAUCAUUUAAAUUAAAAUAUAUUGUUCACUUGUAGACUGUAGUAUGUUUUAAAUUAAUGAUGGCAGCUAGCUAGCUCCCUUUGGUUCUGCCAAAUCUGUUUAUCAAUCAUUUCAAAAUCCAAAAAUCCUGCAAAAAUUUGACUGUGAAUAGAUUGAGUUUCAUGGAUUUAUAAAAUCUGAGAGAGUAUAGCUUUAAUAGUGUCUCUGUUCUUCACUCACUAUGUCUCAAAAGAUUCAUCAAAUCUCACCUUCUCCUUCUCCUAUCACCGCUAAUCGAAUAGCCCCGGCCGUUCUGUUCAUCAUCGUUCUCGUCUCCGUCGUCUUCUUCCUCUGCAGCAUUCUACAUUUAGCGUUCAGACACUACUUAAAGAAGAAAAGGUCGAGCCUUUCUCCCUCAACGCCAGAUUCCGACAACCAAAACCCAGAACUUUCAGAUUCCGACACUUACCGGAGACAGCUCCGACAGCUGUUCCAUCUCCACGACUCAGGUCUAGACCAAGCUCUGAUCGACGCCCUUCCGGUCUUCCUCUACAAAGACAUCGUCAAAGGCUCCAAAGAGCCGUUCGAUUGCGCCGUCUGUCUCUGCGAAUUCUCCGAGGACGACAAGCUCCGGUUGCUUCCGGUUUGCAGCCACGCCUUCCACAUCGACUGUAUCGACACGUGGCUCCUCUCGAACUCCACGUGUCCGCUCUGCAGAGGAACCCUUUACCCCCCAGGGCACCAGGAGUUCAGUUUCGAGUUUUUCGCCGCCGGAGACGACGGAGAGAGGGAGCCGGCGGAGAAUGAUAUUAGGUGUGGGAAGAGAGUGUUCUCGGUGAGGCUUGGGAAGUUUAGGAGCAGUAAUAAUAUUAAUGCUAGUGAAGGAGGAGAGACAAGUGGGUGUGUGAGUGUGAACAGGAGUCUUGAUAACAGAAGAUGUUUCUCAAUGGGGUCUUAUCAGUACAUUGUGGCUGAAUCUGAUCUGGUGGUGGCUUUGUGUCCUAAUAGUGAGACUCUGAAGAGUAGUAAUGUUGAAGGGAAGAAGAUUAACAUGAGAAGUAAAGGUGAGAGCUUUUCUGUGUCGAAGAUUUGGCAGUGGUCUAAUAAAAGAUCAAAGUUUGCUAAUCAAGGAGAAACCAAUCUGGUGGUGGGUGCUUCCUCUUAUGCUUGUUCUGCAUCUGGUACUGGUAGUAGAGUUGUUGAUGGUUUGUCAUUGAAUGGAAGGAGAUUUCAAGGGCCAUGAGAUUAGAAAGGAUAGCUAAUUUUCUGCCAUUGAUUUAUUGAUUUUGAGUUUUUUUUUUUAAUUCAUUUUGUUAACACUAUACUGUAGUGGUGGUCUUUUGUGUCUCUGUAGCUGAACUGUUUGUGUUUUCUUGAGGGCAAUAAGCUUGUUCUGUGAUUUAUGUUAUAUGUGAUGGUUCUUUUAAUCCCAUGUUCUAAUCAAACUUUGUUCAUACAGUAAGAAAUUUUGGGAUAUCUAAUUAGUUCGUUAGUUUGAAGUAGACGAAGUCCCAUUUUUGAAGCUCCAUGUUUUUAAGUUUAAUGGUUUCAUUAUCUCAAAGUUUCCAAAUAUUGUUUUCUAGGGGGAAAAUAUUUAAUAAAUGAAUUUCAUUUAUAUAUAAAAAGAAGAAGAGAAGUCAAAUAUUAUUUCUUUGGUGGGGUUUUAGACUAGUAGAAAAUAUCCAAAAAUGGGAUGAAAUCAUUAUUGGUAGGGAUAAAUAAUGAUGACCCAUAAUUUGCUAUUAUGCUCCAAAAGAGCAUUAGAGUAAGAAAGUAGGUAAGAAACUCUCACGUUGAUCUUGGAAUUCACCUUCAUAAUAAUUUCGUCACGAUGAUCACCCAAGUCAGACAUUGUCUUCAAAAUCAUAUCGAAGGAAGUCACAUGAAAUUCCACUAUUUGAUGAGUACCAUGGGCUGAACAUUUGCUUAAAAAUCUUUAAGGAAGUGCUCAUAAUGAGUGUGGGGAUCAGGCAUGGCUCUGACGCAGCUGUUGCAUAUUUUCUCUGUCUUUAGUUAGACAUUAAAGGAUAAGUUAGUGCGGUUCUCGGCUUCGAUGAGAGUUGGUUCAUCUUUGUCUGUGUAUCGCAAAGCUCUCUUGAAUUGGCCACGGAGUGCGCUAAAACCAGAAUGAUUUGUUUCUAGGUGACUGAAUCUGAAGCUGAUUGUGUCUGCCUCUAUUUAAGACAAGGAAACAUUCUCCGCUAAGAAAACAACCAAACAUCCCAAAGGAUUUAUCCGUAACCGCACGAAUAAGCCUUCUUCUUGUUGCUCUAGCUCGUCUCCGGUAGGAAUCAGAGGUGGUCUGACUGGUUUCAAAUGCUUUUGAUCAGGAACGGCUUUGUACAUUUCUUGAUCCUAUGUAAACACACAUGUACAACAGCCAAAAAUGUUGGUUACAGCAAACAUAUAGUAACAGACUGCAGAAGAUGUGAGGAUGCGACUGGAACUUACAGUAUGAUAUGAAACGAUAGUUAUAUUGCCAUAGAGCCAGCGUAUAACCAACUUUUAUAACGCCAAAGAUACCAUAAAUGGUUUGGUGAUCACUUUACGAUUUUAAUGCCAACUUAUCCAUUUGGUUACUCCGUUUCCGUGUUAAAUACAAACAACCAUAGAGAGACUUCAAAAGAUAUUCUAUACAAAGAGAAUGAACACUCCAAUUCUAAAAAAA
Brassica rapa (field mustard) is the source of this 2884-nucleotide messenger RNA. RefSeq names its product RING-H2 finger protein ATL47. NCBI's taxonomy places the organism in Eukaryota, Viridiplantae, Streptophyta, Magnoliopsida, Brassicales, Brassicaceae. The record is from RefSeq and is a predicted model, not a curated record. Gene Ontology annotation, molecular function: ubiquitin protein ligase binding.